AGUUCAACCCCGAACUUCAAACUCAAUGUGUCCCUCUGACAGUAUAGCCCCAGCAGUGCCACCUGUCAGUGUCCAUCAGUGCCUAGUGUCAGUGCUCAUCAGUGACUCGUGCCAGUGCCCAUCAGUGCCACAUCAAUGCCACAUAUCAGUGCCUACCAGUGCACAUCAAUGCCAGAUAUCAGUGCCCAUCUGAGCUGCCAUUCAGUGCCACCUAUCAGUGCCAGUCAGUGCCGCCUAUCAGUGCCAGUCAGUGCCGCCUGUCAGUGUGCAUCAGUGUCGCCUAUCAGUGCCUGGCAGUG
Molecule: messenger RNA, 299 nt
Organism: Staurois parvus
Lineage: Eukaryota; Metazoa; Chordata; Amphibia; Anura; Ranidae
Source: the annotation of a GenBank genome assembly